This is a messenger RNA of Camelina sativa (false flax), 603 nucleotides long. The record is from RefSeq and is a predicted model, not a curated record. NCBI's taxonomy places the organism in Eukaryota, Viridiplantae, Streptophyta, Magnoliopsida, Brassicales, Brassicaceae.
AUGUCAGGGUUGCAAAUGAACAAGCAGAAGACUGAGCUCUUCCAUGUCGGGUUGUCUCAAGAGGAUUCCACUGCUAUCUCAGGUUUUGGGUUUCAAUUUGGCACUCUACCUAUCUGGUACCUUGGCCUCCCUCUCCUUCACCGAAAGUUGCGGAAACAAGAUUACUCUCCUCUCAUGGAUAAGGUAUCAGAAAGGUUUAAUGGCUGGGCAGUUAAGUGUCUCUCCUUUGCAGACCGCCUCCAGUUGGUUUCUUCAGUUAUCUAUGGGCUCAUCAACUUCUGGAUGUCUGCUUUUGCUCUCCCAAAAGGUUGCAUUAAAGCAUUAGAAAAACUCUGCAAUGCUUUCUUGUGGUCCGGAGACAUUACUAAAAGGACAAAUGCUAAAAGUAAUUCAAGUUGGAUAUGGCGCUUCCUGCUUAGUCUAAGGCUGUUGGUUAAGACUAUACUCAGGUGUAAGAUCGGAAAUGGUCAUACUGCAAGCUACUGGUUUGACAAUUGGAACACCCUCGGUAUUCUUAAUGAUGUUCUGGGUAGUAGAAGUCCGCUUCAAUUGGGACUCCCUAUUACAGCCACAGUGGCCGAAGCUUGCAAUCAUAAUGGUUGA